Messenger RNA from Ictidomys tridecemlineatus (thirteen-lined ground squirrel), 3662 nucleotides. NCBI's taxonomy places the organism in Eukaryota, Metazoa, Chordata, Mammalia, Rodentia, Sciuridae. The record is from RefSeq and is a predicted model, not a curated record.
GGGGUGUGCGUGUGAGUGGGGGGGGUCCUGGUCGGAGGCCAAGGUCAGCUGGGUGGACGGGCAGAGGGAGCAGUGAGGUCUGAGCCCUUCCUGGGGACAUGCGUCCGCUCAGGGUGCCCUGCAGGGGACCCUGGGCCUGGAGCAGGUCCUGCUGGCCAGAGGGCAGGGCUGGGCACCCCGCCAGGGACCGGCCCCAGGUUCUUCAGGGAUUCAACAGUGGAGGGCCACCCAGGUAGCCCUUGGGGACAAGGCAUGGAAAGCGAGGGCCCCUUACCCCAGUUCAUGGGAGACCAUGAGGCCCGUGAGAAGGGACAGCUGGGCCCUGCAUUGCUGGGAUCUGGGCCCCAGCCCCGAGUCCCCACUGCCUGUCCCACCGGGAGCAGGCCCAGGCUGCCACCUCAGCCCUGGUGGCUGCCACUCUGGCAAGCACUGCGUGUCCCUGGGCCAAGGCCUCGGUCCGCCUAGCCCUAAGGGACCAACCUGGCCUUGAUAAGGCUGCCGGCCUUUAACUGAUGGCUGCUGUCUCUGGGGGAUGGUUGCUAUAACGAAGGGGGCUGGAGACACGUGGGGACCCCAGCUGGGGGCACUGGAUGCUUGAAGAAGGUGGCAGUUAUGUAUCAGAUGCCCACACCCUUCAUCGUGGCCACGCUAACAAGCAGGGGACAAGCAGGGGACGCAGCCCACACUUCCUCGCUGGAUGACCUUCGCAGCUGUGUGACCUUGGAGGCGACCCCUCUGGGCCUCAUGGGCUAGUAAAUGGCCUGGGUGCUGUGUGAGCGUCAGAUAAGAGGAGACACAGGGUGCCUGGCAGAGUGCCCGGCGCCCAGCAAGUCCUCGCGGCUGUCGGGCCAAAGUCCGCGCCCUCAGCACAUGGCCUGGCUCCAUCCUGCCACCACCCUGGGACACACAGCUCCUCUCGCCCGUGGGCCUGGUGGCUGGGAUGGAGGGCGCCCCGGCUGGCCACUUCCACACGACCACGCCUCUGCUGGAGAGCUGGGCGCUGUCCCGGGAGGCGGGCGUGAAGGUCCUCCUCAAGUGUGACAACAUGCAGCCGGCCGGCUCCUUCAAGAUCCGGGGCAUCGGGCACUUCUGCCAGCAGAUGGCCAAGAGGGGGUGCAAACACCUGGUGUGCUCCUCAGGGGGCAAUGCCGGCAUCGCUGCUGCUUACUCUGCUCGGAAGCUUGGCAUCCCGGCCACCAUCGUGCUCCCCGAGACCACGUCCCUGCAGGUGGUGACGAGGCUGCGGGGACAGGGGGCUGAGGUGCAGCUGGCUGGAAAGGUCUGGGAUGAUGCCAAUCUGAGGGCACAGGAGCUGGCCAAGAGGGACGGCUGGGUGAACGUCCCCCCGUUUGACCACCCUCUGAUAUGGGAAGGCAACGCCAGCCUGGUGGGGGAGCUGAAGGCCACCCUGGGGACCCCGCCAGGUGCCGUGGUCCUGGCAGUGGGCGGCGGGGGACUCCUGGCAGGGGUGGUGGCCGGCCUGGUGGAGGUGGGCUGGCAGCACGUGCCCAUCAUCGCCAUGGAGACCCGAGGGGCGCACAGCUUCAACGCCGCCGUGGAGGCGGGCAAGCUGGUCACGCUGCCGGACAUCACCAGCGUGGCCAAGAGCCUGGGCGCCAAGACGGUGGCCUUGAGGGCCCUGGAGUGCACGCGGGAGUGCAGGGUCCUGUCUGAGGUGGUGGACGACGGGGAGGCUGUGAGCGCUGUGCAGCGGUUCCUGGAUGACGAGCGCUUGCUGGUGGAGCCCGCCUGUGGUGCAGCCCUGGCCUCCGUCUACUCGGGCCUCCUGGGGAGGCUGCAGGCUGAGGGCCGCCUGGGCCCCCUGGCCUCUGUCGUGGUCAUCGUUUGUGGGGGCAACGGCAUCAACAGCGGAGAGCUGCAGGCUCUGAAAGCCAAGCUGGGCCAGAGCUGAGGGUCCCCAAGACCCGCCCCCGAAGGCUGUGGACACGUGUGGUUGGCUCAGGGCCUCUGCUCCAGGGGAUGACUGUGGGGGCUGCCUGGACAUUCAAGAUGGCCUCCUCCUCCUCCUCCUCCUCCUCCUCCUCCUCCUCCUCCUCCAGGAAGCCCUCCAGAACUGCUCCUGGGGCUCCUGGCAGCCACGGCCAAUAAAGCCCUCCGGGCCAUGGAUCCCAUCUUUCUCCCUCCACUAGCUCAAGGAGGCACGGUGACAAUCCUAAUCCUGUCCUGUGACAGGUGACUGCCCACACCCAGCUGUGCUACAGGAAGCCAGCCAGCCCAGGUCCUAGGAGGGCUCCUCUCACCUACAGGGCGGGCUCAGGGGGCCCGGUCAGGAAGGACAGGAGCAUUGUCACUCAUCAGAUCUGAGGGAGAGGACAGUGUCUAUUGAGUGAGUCACGUGCCAGGGACUCCUCUAGAACUUUCUACCCACCGUCUUCCUUCAUCUCCUCGGAGGUGCUAUGAAGCAGAAGCCAUUAUUCCUGCCCCUGCUUUACAGAUGGGAAUAUGGAGCAGGGAAGUGGACAGAGGUCACCCAAGGACACAGCAGGGAUGGGGCCCAGCCUGGUUCAAACUCUGCAAUGUCCAACGUCACUCCAUGUGGCUGGGGCUCACUGUGCGGGAGGUGGUGGAGGCGGGGUUUUGGGGAAGGGGUAGGAACCAGGUGGUCUGGAGGCAGGUGACCCAGGGGAGCGGGAGCCCAGGGCCCCUGGAGGUGCCUCUUAGGAAGCAGGAUGGAAAGUCCACUUCCUUGUGGCCACAAGGGGGCAGCAAAGGGUCUCCUUCGGGGCCAGCUGGCCCAGGGCAGGAGUCUGGUACCCUUGGGGUUCUCCUGGGCUCUACCUCCGUUGGCCCCUCACUGGCCGGGAGUGCCAAGGCCCCAGAGAUGGGCCACAGGGUCUUGGCACCAAGGAGCCUUUUCUAACCCCUGAAGCCCUGCUGGGAGACAGCUCAGAGGUGUGGACCACCAGACCUACCGCAGAGCUCGCCUCCCACCCCUCCCGCAGCCCCCUCUUCUGCCUCUUGUGGGCUGUGUGACCUUGGACAAGUGCCCUCCCUCUCUGGGCCUCAGGCUUCCCCUCAGUGAUGUAGGAGGCCCUCUCGCCGCUGCUGAUCUCCCUCCUUAUGCCAGGAAGCCCCUCCUUGCUCAGGAGCAGGGUCAGAGCCUGUAGUGACCAGUGGGGCUCUCUGUCUCAUUCUCUCUUAACCUGCGGUUGCCAGGGAUGCCACCCCCCAGAGAUCCCAGAACCAGGCCCUAUUUCCUGGGAGAAAAUUCACUUUGUGGAUUCCCCAGGACAGAGAAGACCUUAUGAGCUCUGGAGCUGGAUGCAGCCGGACCUGCACCCACUUUGCUCCUGCUGACCUGCAUGGUGACACAAAGGUGACCCCUGAGUGCCUCAGUGUGCUUUCCGUAAAGCAGGCUGUGGAGGGCUGUCACUAUGGUUGGCCACAGGCAGUCUUUCAAUAAAUGCCUACUGUCCCUGUCCCCUAAGCCUCCCUCCUCCCACAACCCGAGGUGGGGAGGAAUUAGGAUUUAUUCACAUGUGGACCCCUUUCACCUUAUCUCAUAAUGAUCCUCGUGGUGGGGUAGUAUCAUUAUCCCUAUUUUGUAAAUGAGGAAACUGAAGCACAGAGCAGUUGAGCCACUUAGCCUGGGUCACACAGCUGUAUGGCAACCCUGAUAUGUAAAGAGUAUGUAAUCCCUA